Messenger RNA from Alnus glutinosa, 797 nucleotides. Its product is annotated as HVA22-like protein e. The record is from RefSeq and is a predicted model, not a curated record. Bases 149 to 577 code for a protein of 142 amino acids. Lineage: Eukaryota; Viridiplantae; Streptophyta; Magnoliopsida; Fagales; Betulaceae. The transcript has 5 exons.
CUUCUUAGCACCGAACCACUUCCUCGUUAGACUCACCAACUUGUUCACUUUACCCAUCGAAACCAGUUUCUGUGUUCACUUUCACUUUCCUCUCUUGUUUUGUUUUCUUCUGGAAAAACCCACGAAGACACUCGAUCGGGUAAGGAUAAUGGGGAAACUCUGGACAUUCAUCACCCAGGUUCAUUCACUUUCAGGGCCAGGGUUAUCGUUGCUGUACCCCUUAUAUGCAUCUGUGAUAGCCAUUGAGAGCACAACAAAACUGGAUGACGAACAGUGGCUUGCUUAUUGGAUCUUGUACUCAUUCCUCUCUCUCAUGGAGAUGCUUCUCCAACCCAUUUUGGAGUGGAUACCAAUCUGGUAUGAUGUGAAGCUUCUCUUUGUGGCAUGGCUAGUACUACCACAGUUCCAAGGGGCAGCUUUCUUAUAUGAAAGAUUCGUGAGAGAGCAAAUCAAGAAAUAUAGAGGUACUGUGAGAGAUGAUCAUCAUGAUCACCACAAGUCCCCCAAUGGCAACAAGGGCAAGACCAAGUUCGUGCAUUUCAUCGUCCCAAAGAAAGGGGAUCAUGAGGCAUCUUGAAGAGAAAGGACUCUGUGGGACAUAUACAUUUUCCUUGCUAGCUGGUUGGGUGGAUCGUCUCCUUCAACGUGUAGCUAGCUUUUCUGGUUUUUCUUCUUUUGGUGUACGUUGUGGUAUAUUUGGCGGAUAUUGUACUUAAUUUCUAACUUCAAAAGACAUUUAAUUUUCUGUUACUAUGUAAUCAGAUGGCCUUCUAAUCUUGAAACCUUUGAUUCUGUGA